AGGGAGCUGCUGACGUAGGAGGACAUCCGGGUCUUCUCCCAGUGUCGGAAACCUGCGCUGUCUGUCGUUCGGGGUGGCGAAAGAGCGGAAAAUGCCUAAAAAAAAGACUGGUGCCAGAAAGAAGGCUGAGAACCGUAGGGAACGUGAAAAACAACUAAGAGCAUCAAGAAGCACUGUAGAUCUAGCUAAACACCCAUGUAAUGCUUCAAUGGAAUGUGAUAAGUGUCAGAGGCGGCAGAAGAAUAGAGCAUUUUGUUAUUUUUGUAAUGCUGUACAGAAGUUACCAAUCUGUGCACAGUGUGGAAAGACAAAGUGCAUGAUGAAGUCUUCAGACUGUGUCAUAAAGCAUGCUGGUGUAUAUAGUACUGGCCUUGCAAUGGUGGGUGCAAUAUGUGACUUCUGUGAAGCUUGGGUGUGCCAUGGUAGGAAGUGUCUCAGUACCCAUGCCUGCGCCUGCCCUCUUACUGAUGCUGAGUGUGUUGAAUGUGAACGAGGUGUAUGGGACCAUGGAGGCAGAAUAUUCAGUUGUUCUUUUUGCCAUAACUUUCUCUGUGAAGAUGAUCAAUUUGAGCAUCAAGCCAGUUGCCAAGUUUUGGAGGCAGAAACAUUUAAAUGUGUUUCGUGCAAUCGGCUUGGUCAGCAUUCAUGUCUUCGUUGUAAGGCUUGUUUCUGUGAUGAACACACAAGAAGCAAGGUGUUUAAACAGGAAAAAGGAAAACAACCUCCUUGCCCUAAAUGUGGACAUGAAACGCAGGAGACAAAGGAUCUUAGCAUGUCAACGCGCUCCCUGAAAUUCGGCAGGCAGGCUGGAACUGAAGAGGGCGACGGAGCUUCUGGGUACGAUGCUUAUUGGAAGAACCUUUCAUCUGACAAGUAUAGUGAUGCCAGCUACCAUGAGGAGGAGGAGGAGGAUGAAGCAGAGGAUGAUGAAGAGGAAGAAGAUGAAGGUGGAAAGGAUUCAGAUGCUGAGUCCUCAGAUUUGUUUACUAAUUUGAAUUUAGGAAGGACCUAUGCCAGUGGCUAUGCUCACUUUGAGGAACAGGAAAACUAGCUGAGCUGACUGCCUGGGUGUUGGCGGCCGUUUGUGAGAGUAGCAGGAGAUGUGUCUUGAUGAAUCAUGUGUGGGUAUGUAAAAGUGCCCUUAGCUAGGCCUUGUGCGAAAGAUAAGCCACACUGGGCCAAGGCAUAGGGCAGAGCAGUUUUAAAAGCUUUUAGCAUAAGAAAAUGCAUUUCCAGUGUAAGACUUUAUUGGUCCAGACAAACACAUCAUGGAUUGAAGUACACUUGGUUUCAGUAAUUUAGUAGGUUUUGGCAAUUAGAUACAUACAUGUAGAACAAAGGAAUAGAAUGGUAAUAUAUUUAUUUGAAAUUACCGAUUUUAUUAAAAAGCGUUGCUUAUAGAUUCAUUGUUUGAUUUUGUGAAAUGUAAUGGAUAAAGUGAUUUGCUGUUUUUUUAUGUCUUUCCACAGAGUGAAAGUUGUAUGUUGUUGUAGCCUAAAUUUCAUUAAAUAUUGCUGUUAAAGUCAUUCAUGUUUUUAAUAGUUGACCCAUUCAUUUCUUCGUAAUGAAUGUCCUGAACAGUACUUAUUUUUAAUGCCUAAGUGUAUUGACAAAAGUGACCAACUAGUUGUUUUUCAGGGACACAGUAAAAGAAAUAGUAUUAAUUUCUUUUUUGAAUAAAUUUAGUACUAUUUCA
This is a messenger RNA of Chinchilla lanigera (long-tailed chinchilla), 1696 nucleotides long. RefSeq names its product zinc finger protein 330 (gene Noazfp). Gene Ontology annotation, molecular function: zinc ion binding. The transcript has 10 exons. The record is from RefSeq and is a predicted model, not a curated record. Gene Ontology annotation, cellular component: nucleus. The coding region runs from base 92 to 1051 and encodes 319 amino acids. Lineage: Eukaryota; Metazoa; Chordata; Mammalia; Rodentia; Chinchillidae.